Sabethes cyaneus is the source of this 1003-nucleotide messenger RNA. RefSeq names its product PSME3-interacting protein. Bases 163 to 945 code for a protein of 260 amino acids. NCBI's taxonomy places the organism in Eukaryota, Metazoa, Arthropoda, Insecta, Diptera, Culicidae. The record is from RefSeq and is a predicted model, not a curated record. Gene Ontology annotation, cellular component: nucleus. The transcript has 5 exons.
UCAAAGAAUUUGGUGCAAAUUUUUCGUUUCAACGCAUAAUUGGAUAUCGUCGUCAUUGUAUUGCUUGUGAAUCACGGCUACUGAGAAUUCAAAAUUCAAUUCCAUCAACUGUGUGUGUGUUGUAAAAAAAAUUUAAAGUUCAAACGUUCAAUUUGUUAAACAAUGAGCAGUGGAUUCGUAACCGAAACCGAGUUGGCCGAGGCUCGUCAGCGUCGCCAAGAAGAAUGGGAAAAAGUGCGGACAGCAGAUCAACCACUGGAGGCCCCAGAAGAAGAAUAUGAUGGAAGGUCUCUGUACGAUCGACUUCAGGAACAAAAGCAGAAAAAGGAUCUGGAAUAUGAAGAGGCUCACAAAUUAAAAAAUAUGAUCAAAACACUAGAUGAUGACGAGGUGGAGUUUCUGGAUUUGGUCGACAAAAAUAAGCUGAACGCCGAGAGACAGGCUCAGAUUGAGGAAGCAAAGGAGAUGUCCGAGUUUCGGCAAAAAGUUGCUUCCCUACACGAACAGCGUAUGGAUGAACAAAUUCAGCAGCAAAUGAGCAAAUCCAAACCGUCAAAAGUAUCUGUCGUCUCGAAUCGUAUGUCACAAAAGAAAAUUUUAGCAGGAGUUGUAGUGAAGAAACGAAAGUUGGAAGAGGAGCCUUCAGAAACUCCUAAUAAUGAAAGUCCUAUCGAGAAAAAGGAACCAGCAAAAACUAGUACAUCGAAAGACCUGUCAAUGACAGAAAAUAAUACCCAAAUUUCAGAACAUCAGACCCCGACGGCUGGUAACAAGAAAGUAAAGAGCGGUGCCCUGCAGGUAAUUGGGAUACUUCCCGGUCUAGGAUCCUAUCGAGAAUCGACCGACUCGGAGGCUAGCAGUGACUCCGAUGAAGAUCCCGUCGAUGCCGGUCAGUACGAUUGGAUUGGCCGAAAGAUAGUCAAAGAAAAGGAGGAAUGCAAGUAACUUUCUAUUCGUUGAACUAAGUUGGGUAAUUUUGCUGGAUAAUACAUUUAAGAAUAUG